This is a messenger RNA of Polyodon spathula (Mississippi paddlefish), 2414 nucleotides long. RefSeq names its product tubby-related protein 3-like. Gene Ontology annotation, cellular component: cilium. The record is from RefSeq and is a predicted model, not a curated record. Gene Ontology annotation, biological process: protein localization to cilium. Bases 84 to 1631 code for a protein of 515 amino acids. Lineage: Eukaryota; Metazoa; Chordata; Actinopteri; Acipenseriformes; Polyodontidae. The transcript is spliced from 13 exons.
CAGAGUCCAUUUCCUUUAGUUUAAACUAGUGUCAGACACAGGGAGGCGAGCAGCUGGGGGAUCCAUAGCAACGGGCAAUAAUCAUGAGUUACUACAGCAUCAGACCCUCAAGUUCUGCAAGUUUCUCCUCUACCUCAACCUCAGCUGCAAGUGUUCUUGAUGAUGAAAAUUCCAGCAUCCGACAGCAGAAACUGGAUAAGCAGCGUGCUCUCCUGGAGCAGAAGCAGCGGCGGAAGCGGCAGGAGCCCCUGAUGGUGCAGCCCAACCCCGAGGCCAAGCCGCGGCGCUCCAAGCCCAGGAAGAGUGAGGAGCAGGCCCCGCUGGUGGAGUCCCGGCUCAGCAUCAGCAGUGAUGUCAUCCUGGACGGUAUUGAUGGCCCGGCUGCAUUUUUGACUGUCGAAGUUCCAGAUCUUGGCACCAAAGUUGAGAUCCUGUCUGUGAGCCAGUCUCCACCCAGCGAGGAUGGUGACAGAGAUGGUGACAGAGAGACCCUCCUCAAACCCUCAUCCAAACCAGAUAUACAAGACAUCAUGCAGAAGAGAGCUGAGAAACCCAGAGAGAAGGUGAUAAGUUCGGGGGCCGAGGCAGGGUGUGAUGCAGUGGAGAAAGGGUCCCUAGAUGAGAUCCCUGUGGAGCCACUGCCACCCCCCAUGUCAGCCCGCGAGAAACUGAUACAAUCAGGAAUCUCUGGCAGUCUGAACUUUGAUGAAGAAGACAGUGAUGAUGAAGAAAAGAGUGCCAGAUCUCAGUCUCCACACUGUGAGACCCCCCGACCUGCCUCCACCACCAGUGUCAAAUCCAGCACAGACAGAGCUGCCCCUACUUCCCCCCAGGCAGACGGCCCGUCCAUCGAGGUGGAGAAUCUAGAGGAGUUCUCCCUACGGCCUGCCCCGCGCAGCAUCACCAUCAAGUGCCGAAUCACACGGGACAAGAAGGGCAUGGACAGGGGGCUCUACCCCACCUACUUCAUGCACCUGGAGAAGGAUGACGGCAGAAAGGUAUUUUUACUUGCAGGCAGGAAGAGAAAGAAGAGCAAGACAUCUAAUUAUCUGAUUUCUGUCGACCCCACAGACCUCUCUAGGGAAGGGGAGAGUUUUGUUGGCAAGCUAAGGUCUAACCUGAUGGGGACGAAGUUUACUGUGUAUGACAAUGGGGCGAAUCCAACCAAGGCACAGGGCCUGCUGGAGGAGAGUAACACACGUCAGGAGCUGGCUGCCAUCUGCUAUGAGACCAAUGUCCUGGGUUUUAAGGGUCCGAGGAAGAUGACAGUGGUAAUCCCAGGGAUGAACAUGAGUCAUGAGAGGGUGCCAGUGCGACCCAGGAACGAUCACGAGAGCUUGCUGACUAAGUGGCAGAACCUGUCCAUGGAUAACCUGAUUGAGCUGCACAACAAGGCGCCCGUGUGGAAUGAUGACACGCAGUCCUACGUACUCAACUUCCACGGCAGGGUCACACAGGCCUCCGUGAAGAACUUUCAGAUCGUCCACGAGAAUGACCCGGACUACAUUGUGAUGCAGUUUGGAAGAGUAGCAGAAGAUGUCUUCACUCUGGAUUAUAACUACCCCAUGUGUGCCUUGCAGGCUUUCGCCAUUGGACUCUCCAGCUUUGACAGCAAGCUCGCCUGUGAGUGAGGGGCACACUCGACACACUAACACUAACCUACCUUGGACUGGUUUGUUCUGUUUUUUUUUAAAAACGCUGGGAAACCCUAUUUAUUCAGCAAUGGUGUACUUUAUCGCAAUCAUGUGAACUUGACGUAUAAUGAAGUCAUGCAGAGGCCGAGAAAUCGCAACAAGCAGAAAAAAAAAAGUGGGUGACUGUAAAUCAUGAAGCAUUUAUUCUUUUUUUUUUUUAUUUGUUAUUGUUUGUUUGUUACAGUUGUGUUGGGUCACAACCCUGUUUACCAUCCCCAAAGCUAUGUCCUACAUUUCUAUACCUGUACUGCAAUUCUAAGGUAGGCAAACAGUAAGUAAGCCGGACUUCUGACAGGGAACACAAGGAGUGACGAAAACAAAAAGACUGUACUGUUGGACCCAGGACAGCCUUCAUUCAAGUGCAAUACACUUACAAAAAAAACGUAGAGGGGGUACUUGGUACAACACAUGCAGUGGGCUCCAAACAUAUACAGUACAGCUCUCCAAUUAGAUAGUGAAUAGGGUAUGCCAUGGCAAUGAUAAUGAUAUUUAACCCAGAAUUUUCUGCCAUUCCAAAACUUUGGAAAAACUGUUGAAUAUUAUUAUUUCAGAAUAUUGCUGGAAACUCAUCAUGGCAAACCGCUUUUAUGUAAGUAAUCACUCAUAUUAUUGGUAACUUAUAAUUAGUGCUUCUGAUUAUAACCAAUAAAAACUGAUAAAACACCCUCGAUGCAAAAAAUGUUUUCAAUUUAUAGCAAUUAAACACCGGAAAAACACUGG